AUGCCCAAAGACCACUGGGUGGAUUCAUUAACAAGCAUCCUUAGAAACGGAACGGUGAAACAUGAAAGCACUCCGCUGCUGGUGAGGAGAAGCAGUGACCCAGCACCAGGGCCUCAUGCCGAUGCCCAGCCAAGCGCCGCAAGCCCGAGUACCCUGAGCUUGAAACCUGUUGUUCCGGACCCCACCCUGAACUUGGAAAGCAGAGACGCUGUGAAUGGUGAAGAGACAAGGCUACCAACGCCGUACAAAAUGAAAAACCCACUGAGUGAUAUGACAAGAACGGUGGAGAUUUCUGGGGAAGGAGACCCCCUGGGAAUACAUGUGGUGCCCUUCAUUUCAUCCCUGAGUGGACGGACCCUAGGACUCUUCAUCCGAGGCAUCGAAGAAAACAGCAGGUGCAAGCAGGAGGGACUAUUUCAGGAGAAUGAAUGCAUUGUAAAAAUCAACAAUGUGGAACUCCUGGAUAAAACUUUUGCUCAGGCUCAGGACGUCUUCCGUCAGGCGAUGAAAUCCCCCAGCGUGGUCCUCCAUGUGCUUCUGCCUCAAAACCGCGAACAGUAUGAAAAAUCAGUCAUCGGACCCCUCAACAUCUUUGGCAACAGUGAUGGGGCUUCAAGAACCACGGUCCCACCUCCUGCCCCUGGGAGACCAGGACUAAAGGCGGUAAACCUAACAGGAGCAAACGGCCCUGAAGCGGACGACCCAACGUCCCUGCAGCAAAGCAAGAGCCCCCGAGUUCCAAGACUAGGAAGAAAAGCAUCCUCUCCCUCACUCUCCCCUCUCAUGGGGUUUGGCAGCAAGAAAAAUGCAAAAAAAAUUAAGAUUGACCUAAAGAAAGGCCCUGAAGGACUUGGUUUCACUGUGGUAACCAGAGAUUCUUCCAUACAUGGUCCUGGGCCCAUUUUUGUAAAAAACAUCUUACCAAAGGGAGCAGCAAUAAAAGAUGGCCGCCUACAAUCAGGAGAUAGAAUUUUGGAGGUAAAUGGCAGAGAUAUCACCGGAAGAACUCAGGAAGACCUUGUGGCCAUGCUGAGGAGCACCAAACAGGGAGAGACAGUAUCACUGGUCAUUGCCCGCCAAGAAGGGAGCUUCCUACCCCGAGAGCUGAAAGGAGAACCUGAUUGUUGCGCACUCUCCAUGGAGACAAGUGAGCAGCUGACCUUGGAGAUCCCCCUGAACGACUCUGGCUCUGCUGGCCUUGGGGUUAGCUUGAAAGGGAAUAAAUCUCGAGAAACUGGCACUGACUUGGGGAUUUUUAUCAAAUCUAUCAUCCAUGGAGGUGCUGCUUUCAAGGAUGGCCGACUGCGAAUGAAUGACCAACUGAUUGCUGUUAACGGGGAAGCCCUCCUGGGAAAGUCCAACCACGAAGCCAUGGAAACACUGAGGAGGUCCAUGUCCAUGGAGGGAAACAUCCGGGGCAUGAUCCAGUUGGUGAUUCUGAGGAGGACAGAAAGACCACUGGAGGAGCUCCCGGAAUGCAGGGCCCUUUCCAGACCAUGCUUUGACAACUGUCAAGAAGCUCUGAACACCUCCAGGCGAAAUGAUGGCAGUAUACUAUAUCCGUUUGGCACCUACAGUCCACGAGAUAAAAGGAAAGACCUAUUGCUUCCCAGUGACGGCUGGGCCGAGAGUGAAGUACCGCCGACCCCACCACCGCAUCAUCCUGGUCUGGAAUGGGGCCUUGAAGAUUUCAGCCACAGCUCUGGAGUGGAUUCUACAGUAUAUUUUCCAGAUCAACAUGUCAACUUCAGAUCUGUGACACCCGCCAGGCAGCCUGAAUUAAUUAACCUGAAAGCUUCCAAGAGCAUGGACCUUGUGCCAGAUGAAAGCAAAGUCCAGUCAUUGGCCGAUCGCAGAUCAGACUCCCCAAGCAAAGAUUUUGGUCCAACUUUGGGUCUGAAGAAGUCCAGUUCCUUGGAGAGCCUACAGACUGCUGUGGCCGAAGUUAGGAAGAAUGAUCUUCCCUUCCACAGGCCCAGACCACACAUGGUGCGAGGCCGGGGUUGCAACGAGAGCUUCAGAGCAGCCAUUGACAAAUCUUACGAUGGGCCAGAAGAGGUGGAAGCCGACGGUCUCUCUGAUAAGAGCUCUCACUCUGGCCAUGGAGCUCUGAAUUGUGAGUCUUCCCCUCAGGGAAACCCCGAGCUAGAUGCUGUGGAAAAUAAAGCCAGAAAAGUAAAAAAAACGAAAGAGAAGGAGAAGAAAAAGGGAAAGGGCAAGCUGAAAGUCAAGGAAAAAAAGCAAAAGGAGGAGAGUGAAGACCCAGAGAGAAAAAUGAAGAGGAAGGGAUUCGGUGCCAUGCUGAGAUUUGGAAAGAAGAAAGAUGACAAAAGCGGGAAGGCUGAGCAGAAAGGUACCCAGAAGCCCAGAAACCUAGGAGAAGAAGAGGUGGAAAAAAUGAAAGAAGAAAGAGAAAGGAUUGGAGCAAAACAUCAGGAGCUAAGAGAAAAGCAGGCAAGAGGUCUUGUUGAUUAUGCCACGGUGGCAAUUGGAUCAGUGCAUGAUAUGGAUGAUGAUGAAAUGGACCCCAAUUAUGCCAGGGUGAACCACUUUCGGGAACCGUGCACGUCAGCGAAUGUCUUUAGAUCUCCAUCUCCUCCUCGAGCUGGACCACUUGGCUACCCUCGGGAUGGACGUCCACUGUCUCCAGACAGAGACCACUUAGAGGGUCUCUAUGCCAAGGUCAACAAGCCAUAUCAUCCCCCAGCCCUAGCUGACAGCGGCCGUCCCGUGGCUGGAACCACUGACCGCAUCCAGAAGCUUCGGAAAGAGUAUUACCAGGCUAGGAGAGAAGGUUUCCCUUUCUAUGAAAACGAAGAGGGAAGAACACGGCCGUCUGACCACGACCUCAACUGGGUGUCUGGAAAGGGUCCAGAUGGGAGCUCACACAACCUUCGCUCUGAGGGGAUGGAGCGUCAGUAUGCAUCCUUACCCAGGGGAGGCUCAGCAGAUCCUGCGGACUGCCUGACAGCAGCACCCAGGGGCCGCUACAAUGAAAGAGAGAUUCCGUACUACCCGGGAGCUCAUUUUGUACAUCCCCCAAGAGGAGGCUACCCCCGGCCUCCAGAGCUGAGGGUGGCAGAGCUACGCUAUCCGCAGUACUACCCACCUCCACCAGCCCAUCAGCACAAAGGACCCUUCAGACAAGAUGUUCCGCCUUCACCACCUCAGCACCAGAGAGUUCCAGCCUAUCAGGAGAUGGGCAGAGCAGGGCCCCGAGGGGGCAGCCCUGACCGGUACCCCUACCGUAACCAGGAUCCCAGGCAGAAGAACCCCAUGACUGCAGCAGUAUAGCUAAACAUCCCAGAGAUCUGCCAAGCAAGGAGGAUAGCCAACGCCAUCUUUGCCCUUGCUAUACCCUAAGGCCUUCUCCAGGUUAAAGUGUUCCAUGGUACAGAGUGGCUCUUGUUCCCCGAGGCUGCAACGCUUAACUGCUAAUCAGGGCGGGCACAAGGGUCAGGGAAAGGGGGAUGUGGAUCCAAAAAGGAAGAAGGCUACGGUCAUAAAAGCAAUACUUCCUGAUACUUGAAAGGCUUGAAGAAUUGGUUGAUUCAGUGAGAGUGUCAGUUCACAAUCAGUGCAGAUACACUAUAGUAACCCUGGCUACAAAACCCCCCACCCCAACACUACACACAUAGCAAAGGCAGUAGUACAGGCUUGGAGGUCUCUGCCAGGCCUAGACACACAUUCAGAGACUCAGUCUCAGGCCCAUUCUUGGAGCUGAAAGGGGUACAGAGCGGCAGAGUAGAGAGGCUGCAAUCAUGGACAUCUUCAUAAGCACAAUAUUUUCGCUGACCACAAAGCAGCAGUGAACACAGCCAGUGACCUCUGGGAAACUUUAGACCCAAAGGAAGACUACAUCUCCUUAUUUAUCGUCUAUCUUGGGUUCCUGGUACUACUUGUUUGAUACAAAUGUUUGAUACUUCCUUGCUUUUUGAUAUUAAAGUCAGUAGAAUUUGAAUGCA
Molecule: messenger RNA, 3965 nt
Organism: Psammomys obesus (fat sand rat)
Lineage: Eukaryota; Metazoa; Chordata; Mammalia; Rodentia; Muridae
Gene: Pard3b
Product: par-3 family cell polarity regulator beta
Exons: 21
Coding region: 1-3294 (1097 amino acids)
Biological process (GO): microtubule cytoskeleton organization; intracellular protein localization; establishment of cell polarity
Cellular component (GO): apical plasma membrane; cell cortex; apical junction complex
Molecular function (GO): protein binding; phosphatidylinositol binding
Source: RefSeq, a predicted model, not a curated record